Molecule: messenger RNA, 2350 nt
Organism: Varanus komodoensis (Komodo dragon)
Lineage: Eukaryota; Metazoa; Chordata; Lepidosauria; Squamata; Varanidae
Product: emerin-like
Exons: 9
Coding region: 104-784 (226 amino acids)
Cellular component (GO): nuclear envelope
Source: RefSeq, a predicted model, not a curated record
CUCCCAAACCCCCGGCCCUCCCCGCAGCCUGAGUCACUUCCCUUAUGGUGCUGCCUUCCCUUACGGUGCCCAGCCCAGUGCGCCCGGAAUAGCAGGUGGCACUAUGGAUGAAUAUAAAGGUUUAACAGAUAAAGAACUUAUUGCUCGUCUGAAGAAAUACAGAAUUCCACAUGGCCCUGUUGUUGGAUCAACCCGAAAACUGUAUGAAAAGAAAGUCUAUGAAUAUGAGACUGAGCGAACACAGCUCUCUUCACCUGGAGGAUCAAUGUCCUAUACAGAGCCAAGCAGCAGUGAAAGCUACACACGAGAGACCUUUCUGAGCCCACGGAGCAGAGAUGAUUUCAGCUAUGGGCGUGAAGCUCUUGGCUCCACAAGGACUUAUUUAAGAGAAAACUAUGACUCUCCAAGAGAGGAUGAAUAUUACACUGAGUAUAGAAGUGAAGAUCUCAGUCCCACCAAGUCCUACCUGGGUCAUAAUUACGGCUUGACUCACCAUGAAGAACACUCCACAUAUGCGCCAGAAGACUGGGAUGGCAAUUCUUCUGAGGCUUCUACAUCUUCCUACCGUCGGUAUGUGUCCUCCUUUGACACUGAUACAUCACCAGGAUCAGUGAGCGCCCGGCGGCCAAUUGGAGAGCCAUUUCCUUACAGUUCUGGCCAGAUGGAUGUGCCAACCAAGAGACCAAUAAGCAGGAGAAAUGCGGCCUCAACCAGACCACCCCAGUUCCUUCUCCCCUUUUGGUUAAUCCAGCUCUUGAGAGCAGAGGGACUCGACAGAUUGUGAGAGGAUACAGGGAUUUAAGGCUCCUCUGGAGUUCCUUCUCUAGAUCUGGAACACGAGAGUGUUGUGAGCUAUCUGUGGUCAAGUUGGGCAUGUGCUGUCUGUAUGGAAAGGUCACGUAUUUGCAAGGGGACCCUGAGAAGGGGCUGGAGGGAAUCCAGUGGUUUCUAGGGAACCCUGAUGUUGUGGUUCUUUGGCCUGAGGGACCACAGCAAAGUGUGUGGCUGGGGCCUUUGAGGGCUGUCUGCUGGUCAGAUGAGGGCGCAGGAAGGGGCUUGCUGUUGGGGAAGGAGCUUUACGUUGGGGUGGGGGGUCUUGUGUGUUAUGUGUCUUUCGUAGGUUUUCCCGUACCCGAAUGAACUCUGGCUGGUUCCCAACAGCAUUGCUUGUGGCUUCCUGCUGAUGCUGCUGCAGACAAAAAAAGAGUGCUCAUUUGAAGCAUUUCCGAAGGGUUCAUGUGCAAGACAUGUUUUUCCACCCCCCCCCAAGAAACUGCUGGCCAGCAGAAAAAAAUGGGGAUCCAUAAUGACAGCUGCACACACCAUACCUGCUUUCGUCUCUGCUGCCAACGCAGAAGCUCCUGCUCCAGGGGUGAUUGUUCCAAGUCACUUUCCAUCCCAUCUCGGCGCCGGUUCCGAUUCUCUAGAACCUGCAGCAGCUCUGGCUUGGAACGAAGGUUCAGGCCUCUGAGAGGAGGGAGAUUAAAAUAAUGCAACAGUAAUUGCCCCUCCCCACCCUCAGCAUGCUGAUUUUCUAAUGGUUGCAACAAACUCCUUUCAAUAAGCCCAAAUUCAGGUCAUGUUGCCACUACAGGCCUAAGACUCAGUGGAAGCCCUCCAAGAAUCCUGAGAAAAUCAAGGGGUGGUAGUAAUGGAGUGAUGGCAUGUGUAAUCUGGGUCUACUUUUCAACACUGUUGUCUGGAUGAUACCUCACUCUGCACUCUUCGGAAGGGCAAAAUACACCUGCAAGAAAGGCUGUCCAGAGGUGAAAAAUCCAAAGUAACAGCUGUCCCAACAGUACUAUUCUGUUCCUGCCCCCUCAAAAGUAUAUCAUUUAAAAUGGACUGCUUCUGCAUCCCCUUGGUUGCCAACAUCUUCCUUCAUCAGCCCGGCACACUUUGGCUAAUAGCGUAACUCUCACAUUGGCCAAUUUAAGAUUGUGAGUACCUCAGAAAAGUGCCACCUACAGUGAUGGUGCUAUAUAGAAAAUAUGCACAGGUGUCUUAUUCUUGAAAUUACAAUGCUUUAUGUUCCGUGGAGUAAGAUAAUAGGCAGGUGUUUUCCCAAUACAAAGGCCAGUGUGUCAGAGGAACAGGAAUAAUCAAGAUUCCAUCCAUUUCUAAAUCAGAUGUUUUAAUACAAUGCCAUUCUUCCACUCUUCUAAAAUGAGAACAGGAACCUAUCACCCCAUUGUUUGAUUCCAUUCUUUUACAACAGAAACAUGGAUAGUGCAAUCAUAUAGUUUAGUCACGAGAUGGCACUUGGCGUAGGUAUAUGCCUAUAUACAGUCAGGAGUUGUCUAUUGUUUGCUUCUUAAGGGAAAGGCAAUAAAGUUGUCUCGAUGCCUGA